Molecule: messenger RNA, 5072 nt
Organism: Anopheles stephensi (Asian malaria mosquito)
Lineage: Eukaryota; Metazoa; Arthropoda; Insecta; Diptera; Culicidae
Exons: 8
Coding region: 869-1825 (318 amino acids)
Source: RefSeq, a predicted model, not a curated record
ACUCGCAGCACCGGAUCAUUCGCGUGCCGCCUCUCAGAGCCGACGGUUCGGUUGAAAAGCGCGUUCCCGUCGUUUGUUUGCGUGUGUCGUGCGUUACGUUCGUGCGUUGUUAUCGCCUUUCGUUCUUUCGGGGCUGGUGUUUGGCGAUUGGUGGUAAGCUCUGCCAGCAAAUCCCCGCUUUGCGUUCUUCGGAGCCCCGGAGAUGGUGAGUGGAAAAGGAAUCGUGGCACUGAAGUGAGUUUGAUACGAUCCAGCGAGACAACGCGAAGAUAUUGAUCUGAAUUCGAGGUUCGAUGUAAAGUAGCGUGUGCUUGUGUUUCUAGAAUGAGUGUGUAAAUGAUUGUGAGUGAAAAAUUGUGAGAUUCAGAAAUCUAAAAAUGAGUGAAAAGUGUUAACAAAAAGAAGGAAAAUCUAUAAGGAAAAAGUAUGAAAAAAUCCUCAAAACGUGUGUGAAAAAUCCAGUGGUAAUAAAAGAAAAACGCGGGCUCGAAAAAAAAAAGUUUAAUUUUUCCACCUCUUUUCCGUUGCGUUUGUAACCCGCUCUUACCCGUCUAGUGAGUGAAGUUUUUCUCCCGUUUUCCCAAACAUCCCACGGAGUCGUGUAAAGUGGUGGUGGUGAAGGUGAUUUUUGUAACACCUGCUCGGUCUUUCUUUCCCCGACCCCAAGUUCUUAAGCCCCGUUCCAAGUGUGUCCAAGGGUUUUGGUGAGUGUGUUGCCUUGCUUCGUGUGUCUACAUCACCAGCUGAUUUCGUUCCGGAAAAAUCAACGCGGAAAAGCUUCUCAGUAGCAGCAGCCGCACCGCCAACAUCCACCUUUUUAUCCCUGUCGAACGCGGUACAGCAAACGGAGUGGCGUGAAAUCAUAAAAAUGGAUAAACGUACGAGCAUGAAAAUUGGAUUACUCUGCGUGCUGCUUGGAGCAUGUUCGGCGGUGAAAAUCAUCAACCUAAAAGUUCCCUCCACCUACCUGCUCGACCAGACCUCCAAAACGCCCGACCCGCUAAUACUGGACUGCGAGUACGAGGUGGACGAAAGCGAGAAAGGGUUCGUGUUAAAAUGGCUUCUCGAUGGACAGCCCGUCUAUCAGUGGAUCCCGUCGAAAAAUCCGUUCCCUUUCCAAUCGUUUAAGAACCGUGUCGACACGAGCUACGUCGUGUCACAGGAGCAUCUGCACAAGCAUCGAGCGAUGGCGAUCAUCAAACCGCUCGCCAACUUUACCGGCGAGUACAUGUGCAUCGUGCAGACGUACGCGUCCAUCGAUAGGAAAUCAGCCAAGCUGAAAAUAAUCGUGCGGGAGAGUAAAUUCGACCUAAGCUACUACCUGAACGGCGAUGGGUACAUCACGGUUGAUUGCCACGCACGGGACAUUUCCCCGCUACCAGAGCUCCAAAUACGCAUCAACUACGAGCUGUUCGAGACGGAAAACCUCAAGUCCGUGCAGGGCGAGAACGGACUGUACAACGUGUCCAUCAGCGGCCGGAUACGAAAGGAUCAGCUCGAAUCGCCGGCCAUGAUCGAGUGUCUGCUCUCGAUACCGGAGACGAACUACAACAAACGCCGCUCGACGACGUACUACGCGCGCAAAACUAAAUCUAACAAUAAACCGCUUCCAGAAUCGCAUCUGAAAACCACUACCACUACGGUGGCGACCACGACGACGGUCGAAAUGCUGCAAGCGGCACCGGAAAACCUACAGAAGAAGGGCUUUAACGCGACCGAAUCGAACGGCGCUAGCAGCAGUCUUCCGGUGCCGCUACGAACGACCACAAGCGUGCUGGCGACCGUAGUGACGAUUUUACUCAUCUUCACCACAACGCUCUUGUAGAUGAGCUUGAAGCAGUACACCGACGUCGAGAUCCGGAACCGCCGACUGCACCUCAACUUCAUACACAGCUAAGAAGCCACCACAGCCACAGCCCGGUAGUGUGUUGCGGUGUGCCGCCAUUCAGGCGCCAAACACUGGUGGCUCUUCUUCGUUUCACUAAAACACGAUAAUCAACGGGGUACGGGAGUGCUCGCCAUAACUGUGUGAGUGUGUGUAUGUACGUAUGUGUGAGCGUGUGAGUGCAAUUCGUCAACGUGAUAGUCCAAAACUCCAAAGCUGCCGAAUGUGCGUAGUGCGGUAAGUUAGAACGAGAUAACGCUGCUGCAAACCAUCAAGUACCAAAACGAGUCAUGCUUACACUAGUUUGUUUGUUUGCUGCAAAUUUUAAGCUCUUACUGCACAAGCUAAACCAAAACUAUGGAGGCAGUAAGGAGCUAGGUUAAGUGAGUUUGUGUUUCAAUGUCAUAUACAUGAUUUCGUAACAGACGUGUGCGGUUAAGUUUAGCUCUCUGAAAGAGAAUUUAAUUUUAAGAAGUAAAUAGAUUCAUUGAACACAUAUUAUUAACUACCAAAACACAAAGAAAUAGCUGCUAAUGAAAAGCAGAACGGCAAGCAUGGAUUUCAUACAAACAUAAGUUACCACAAAACACUUCUAUUAAACCAAACUUUUGGAGAAAAAGCUUUACACAAUCUGACGGGAGCAUCUGCAGUCAAAAGAUUGUACUACUUUUACCAAAAAUAAUCCCAAUCAUCAAAAUUAUACUAUUUUGCUCGUCAUUUUAUUUAUAAAGAUGAUAUUUUGAUUCAAGUUAUUUGCUUCCUGCCUUUUGGCUCAUGCCCAUUCUGGUUGGCUCCACUAGAAGUGGUGAACGAGAGCGACCUAGCUCUUCAAUUUCAACGUAACAAACACGCACACUAAACUAAAGCAAACAUCGUGUAUUUCCUCUUGUUUUAACCAUUACUACAAAAACCACAAAGAAACUGUUAGUAACAAACUGAGUUUGCUUGUCGGAUUGCAUACCCACAGGCGUUAUGACCUUUCGAAUCUUUGUCAGUAGCGAACAAAAGCUUUCUGUGUGUGUUAUUAAUUGCCUUUUUUGGAUUGCUUUAACACCACCCCACAUCAAAAUCAUGACCUUCAAAAAAUUUCCCUCAAAGAAAAACAAACGUCCGGGUUACAUGCGUCGGUGUAUGAAGGCAGGGUCAUCAGCGAAAGCAACGAGAGCGUAAAUUGAAAACAAAAAAAUACAAACACACACACUCCGAGAAACAAGCUGUAAAAAGUUCUUAUGCAUAUGAUCGAAUCGAUAUUUCAACAACAGUAACACAACACUAGAUAUUUAACUGCUCGGCCGUGGAAAUGGGUACCAUUUCCGCACUGGUUCGGUUACGAAUCGAGCCGCGAAACUAAUAGGACAAUGAAACCGUUUGCGAGAGAGAUUGCGUGUAAUUUCACCGCAGCGAAGCGAAACACAAUGAAACUCAAAUCCAAUGCACUGUAAAGAUUUAAAAUUAACAAACCCGCCAACCACUCGCCUGGGGGGAGAACAGGAGGGAGAAAGAAGGUGGGUAAAAUUCGGCGAAAACAAAAGGAAAAGAAAACAUAAACAGCUAUUUUAUACAACCAUUGUGAAUAGACGAGUAGAAGGAAGCCAUUGUGAUUGUGUUUUUUGCAACGCGAUCACAGCAGGUGCGAUACGCGUGUGUAUGUGUGAGCGUGAGUGAGUGAAUCGUGAGAAUGAAUGGUGAGUGGGGCGGAUGGUGCAUGCAUGAAAAAUUUGAUGCCUUAUGAACACUAAGACGGAAGCUGAAAGGAGAAGUAAACUAAACCAAAACCAACCGCAAGUACGCGUAAAGGAUGCAACAACAAAAAAAAACAAAGGGGAAGCCGGGCUACUAGGAGGAGAGUAUCGAAGCAAACGAAAGCUACAGCACAACUCGUAUAGGUAUAGGUAUAUACAAUAUAUGUAUAUUGCAAAUAGUGUUUUUUUAAGAAGUAAAACAAAAAACCAACCAAACGUACUUUUGAUCGCAUUUCGUAAAACGAAACUGUGGUAAGGCAACGCACGAGAGAGAGAGAGAAAGAGAAGGAAGGGAAGAGGGGGAAAGAAAUGAACACUUUCACACUUCUAUUGAAAUGCACUGGUUUAUUGAAGGAUUUGAAAAACGAAGGGAAAUUUGUUAAGAGAAACGGAACUAAAAACUAAACCAGAAACCGAAGCAGGAAAAAGUAAAGAGUCAUGAGAACAUAAAACCAUUCUAACAAAAACCAUAAAUCACAACAGUGAUCGUGAAAUGAUGAAAAACGGUAGAAGCGGCUUUGAAACACUUCACGAAACAGAAAGAAAAACCAAACACAUGUCAAUGAAAAAGAAUAAAAUAAUGCAACUGUUCAAAUGCAAACCUAAACUCACUGGCGAAAGUGCGAUCGAGCGAACGAAGUUUGUACGUCCAAUGUAAAGAGAAACUAAAACGAACGAAAGAUGAAAACAUGUUGGGUGCUGCUUUCAUGGAUUAGUAUAACAAAGCGUGUAUAAUUUUGAUUUAGGAGAUGGCAAAAAAACAAACAAAAAUCGCAUAUAAAUUCUGCUAUAUAAAUAAAAGCAAACAGAGCGAAAAAAAAACAGCGGAUAAAAUAAAAGGAAAAAUCGACGAGUAACAGAAGGAAUAAGAAAAAAAAACUAUAAGUGUCCAGUCUCAAGCAGGAAGCUUGCAAAAAGGUUAAGUUUUCGUUAUAGUUUGAUUUUUCUGUUUUGCCUUUUUUAACAACUACAAUGAAAGCGAUUUUUUUUAAAAACGGUACAACCGAGUGAAAAUAAUGUGCUAUGAAACUGUAAACUAAACAGAAAUCAAGGAAAAAGAAAGAACAAACUUGCAAGUGAGCAGACCAGAGUAUAAAAUAGAGAGAGAGAAAAACAUGAAACUACUUCAACCAGUCAAUGCACAAAACAAAACCUAAAAAGUUUCAAAGAAACCAACAAAAAAGAAAAAAAAAGUAUAGAAAAGAAGGAUAAAGAAACAAAAUUGGAACCAAUUAAAGCCACCAAAUCAGAAUAAACUUAGAGCGUAUCCGUACCAGAAAGCAGAGAGCAAACAUUAUAAACGAAGCCGAUAACUCUGUUUUGCUUUAACUUCUUCCGGCUACAGACCAGCGUACCGGUAACAUUGUUUCCUCUGUUGAAUUUUAUUUACAUUUGUAUAUGUAAAAUUUAUAUAAGCUGUAAAGUAAAAAAAAACAAGAAAACAA